Messenger RNA from Pomacea canaliculata, 2171 nucleotides. RefSeq lists its product as uncharacterized. The record is from RefSeq and is a predicted model, not a curated record. The transcript has 5 exons. The coding region runs from base 191 to 583 and encodes 130 amino acids. NCBI's taxonomy places the organism in Eukaryota, Metazoa, Mollusca, Gastropoda, Architaenioglossa, Ampullariidae.
GUUCUUGUGCAAUUCCGAAAGUGGCAGGGGAAGUAACGCUGUCUGCACGCUAAAUACUUGUUUUCCCGUUAGACUCCGGAGUUUCCGCUGCGUCAUCUGACAAGAAUAUCGUAUUUCAUGUGAUACAAUUUGAGUCGUUUAUUGAUAAAGGAAAACCCUGGGCCUGUAGGCUGUACUUUAUCUGCUAAAGAUGGUGCGCUGUGGUACUACCUUUGUGUGUACAGGUCCCAAUGCACACUGUUGUUUAAGUCAUGGAGAUGAGAUCUGCUGCUACGAUUACUACGUCUAUCAGUACUGGUGGUUCUGGUUCAUGUGGGGCUUGUUCCUUGUACUCAUCCUCAUCUGCUCACUUGCCUGUUAUCGCUUGAGACGUCGUCGCCUUGUACGAUAUGUUGUGCUUGGCGGCUCUGAGCCACCAGCAUAUGGUUCGGUCAUUGUGGGUCACAGUGCGUCUACUGUUACUACGGGAUAUUCUUCUGCAUCCCACGUGCAUCCUGUUGGGUCUUCUGGUGCUUCUGCCCCAGUUGCUCCACCAGCCUAUGCUGCUGCACAGGAGAAGCCGCCAGCAUACUCCCAGCUUUGAGCGUAUUUGCAAGCUCCAGUAAGCAGCAUUGACAUAAGCCACCGAAGAUGAAGUCCUGUUUUAUUUUUACCUGGAAGCUGUUUGGGUUUGUUUUAUGAUUCAUAAGUGUUUAAACACUUAUCAGCAGAGGUAGAAAAUAGUUAUCUUGAUUUUGUGGAACAUUUUCUGUGAUUUUUAUUUUUUAAUUAUUUGUUGAUUUUUUAAAAAUUGUUUGUUGAUUUUUAAAUGAGCUCUGAGUGCUAGUUUUGCAAAAACUAUUGCAAUCAUGUGCAUCAAACGUAAUUACAUCACAUUAUAUUUUUUGUUAUUAUUUUUAAUUCUUCAUUGACCAUAGCAUUUAUUAUCGACCUACAAUGUUUCCUUCUGUUCCUUUUAUGAACAUCUUGUAAACAGCUGUCAUACAUUUUUAAUUCAGAACUUUCUUUAAGCAUUUAACUUGAGUUACAUUCCUAAGCAUGUAGGCAUGCACAUGCGUAUGCAUGCAUUUAUUUGUGUUGCUUUCUGGAGCUGUUCUGAUUCUUGCAUAUUGCAAUCAUUUGCGCCUUUUAGUACUGUAGUUUUGAUUUUUUUGUGAUUUUUCCAGACUUUCACCUUUAUACUUCGUGUGGAGGUUGAUUGCUAAUUUUGCUUUUGUGACUUUAUGUUAGGUGUACUUUUACAUCUUGUAAGAUGCAUUCCUGAGAUUAUAAUGACCAAUUCAUUGCCAGUGCAAAAGAGCAUUUAGCACAUGGCAUUUGCAGGAUAUUACAAAUAACACACUAUUUUCACAAAAAUCUUGCACUAGUCACUAUGGGUUUUUUUUUUAUUUUGACUUGAGAUUAUGUUUUGUGUGGAGUGAUAAAGUGUUGAGACCAAAGCUCACAGGCGUUUUUGCACAUUUUUAUCCACACAGCUCAGAUGUGUGAGCAAAAAGGGAAACAAUGGAAGUUAUCUCUCUAUUGUCUUUAUCUGUGCUGCCUGGUCUGUUUUUCCUGUGUUUGGCAAACAAUUUUUACUUCAGCCUGUCAUUUUAUUGUUAUGGUGUGAAAAACAUUGACACAUUGUUAGCAAAUUUAGAAAUUUGUUUGUGGCUCUUGUUGUGAUGCGUUACAUGAUAUCCAAUAUUAAUAGUCUUAACUAUUUUUUUCUUUUAUAAUUGUGCUUACCUUCAGAGCUUUGGCUGUGCAAUGUUUAUUACUGUGAAAGUUUUGCAGGUUUUGAGGGUCUUUAAUCCAAGAGUUUUUUUGUUUAGGGUGAGUAGGGGGUAUUUGUUGUUUAUGCCAAGUCUGCAGUGAUAACUUUCAUAGAAAGCACCAGCCCUUGUAAACAAAUGUAAAGGAAAAUGAAAGUGCCAAAAAUAAUGUUGUAAAUCUGCAAGUUAUCAUCCCCACUGUCUUGAUGAAGAGUGCUUUACUGCUGUGCGACUCAACUACCUUGAAGUUGUGGCAUGCCAAAAUUGAAAAAUGAAAUGAAAGUUAAUUUUCUCUGUGAGGGUAUUUCUUUGUGCUAUGUGAAUGGAGGGAAAGCAGAUCAAUUGAAAGAAUGCAGAUUUGAUUGCUGUUUGUUAACGUUCUAAUUGGUGAGAAAAUGAAUAAAGACUGUUUGGUAA